GACAUAAAUUAUUCCCCACGGCCCCUGGAUUGGGACUCCAGAAGGUUCCCACCUCCGCCUCCAUAUCUUCUUCUUGGUCCUCCGCCUCCACCACUUCGCGUGCUCUUACGUUUCCGUGUUGAGAGAGAGACAGAGAGGACACGCGAGAGGCUGCCGUGUGGGGGCCGGAGAGUCAGCGACAGCGAGGGGGAGAGAAGGCGAUGGCGGGGAUCGGGCCGAUCAGGCAGGACUGGGAGCCGGUGGUGGUGCGGAAGAAGGCGCCCACCGCCGCCGCCAAGAAGGAUGAGAAGGCCGUCAACGCCGCGCGCCGCUCCGGCGCCGAGAUCGAGACCAUGAAGAAGUACAACGCUGGGACGAACAAGGCCGCGUCCAGCGGCACAUCGCUCAACACCAAGCGACUCGAUGACGACACUGAGAAUCUAGCCCAUGAGCGUGUCCCAAGUGACCUGAAGAAAAACCUCAUGCAAGCAAGGCUGGAUAAGAAGAUGACCCAGGCACAGCUUGCUCAGAUGAUCAAUGAGAAGCCACAGGUGAUCCAGGAGUAUGAGUCGGGCAAGGCGAUCCCUAACCAGCAGAUUAUUAGCAAGCUUGAGAGGGCACUGGGAACAAAGCUGCGCGGGAAGAAAUAACUUUAAAACUUGUGCCCCGGAGCAGCAUGAAGCUGAAGAAGACAAGGCAGUCUGUCUGCUUGUUAUCUAUGCUUGGUUUUUAAUGUCAUGCAGACUGUUUCUGUGUUUAGUACAUGAGUGAAUAACAGUGUCGUGGUGGACCUUGUAAUGCCUUGCUGCUUUUAUGUGUCAUAUGACUCCUGGUCUGUGGGCUCCUGCGGAUAUGCUUGUAGGAAUGUUUUUCUCUCUCGAAAUCUCCGUUAUUUAUCCACCAGGAAAUAUUUA
Molecule: messenger RNA, 893 nt
Organism: Panicum virgatum (switchgrass)
Lineage: Eukaryota; Viridiplantae; Streptophyta; Magnoliopsida; Poales; Poaceae
Product: multiprotein-bridging factor 1a
Exons: 4
Coding region: 201-629 (142 amino acids)
Cellular component (GO): nucleus
Molecular function (GO): DNA binding
Source: RefSeq, a predicted model, not a curated record